Molecule: messenger RNA, 6291 nt
Organism: Hyla sarda
Lineage: Eukaryota; Metazoa; Chordata; Amphibia; Anura; Hylidae
Gene: RNF130
Product: ring finger protein 130
Exons: 9
Coding region: 857-2140 (427 amino acids)
Source: RefSeq, a predicted model, not a curated record
GCCCUCAGACUGCUUGCGCCGGCGGCGGCAGCAGCAGCAGUUCCUGGGAGAGCUCAGUGCGUCGUGUCGCCGCGGCUGUCCUGCAUUAAGUCUGUGUCACCUCCAGCCAACCGAGUACCGGUGCCCACCUACCGCUGCAGCCAACAAGUCACACAGCGCGUUUUAAGAGAGGAGGAGGAGGAAGAAGAAAAGUUCCUGCAAAAGGUUUUUUUUCUUCUCUGAAACAGCUGCAAUCCAGCUGCCUGGGGGUGGUGGGGGGCACAGGCAGGACACUGGUACAUUGUGCUGGGUGCCAGCUGCAGGGGACCCCCACGUGACCACCCUGGUACCUGCUGCAGACCUGACAGAUGCCCUGUGCCCCUUGUUGUUGAUCCACAGCUGUUAACCCCUUCAUUGCCUGCAGCCCUUCUAUGGCUUGGCAUUAGCAGCCACCCUGGAGAGUGUCGGCUGCAGUGGCGAUGUCAGAGGGCAUCUCUUUGUGCUUUGCCCAGUAAUAGGAUUAUGACCGCAUGCGAUGCUCUAAGUAAGAUCCUAUCUGCCUACGUUUUCCGCACGGCUGUGUCUUCUCUGUGUGAUCCCUGCCAAGAUCCAGCCUAGGCAUUCUAAAGAUUUUACGCUUUUUUUUAAAAUUUUUAUUUUAUUUGAUAUAUUAAGUAAUAUUCACCUUCGAUCCGUAAUGAUGUAAGGAUCGUCCACGCCAGGUCGGCCGCCAGACAGAUCCCACAUAUUGGGAUAAGUUGGAUUUUUUUGUAUUUUUUUUUUCCUGCAGAUUUUCCGCUUUUGUACCAAAAGGAUUUAGUUGUUUUUGUUUUCUUUUUUUUGUUUGUUUUUGUUUUUCGCAAAAAAUCGAGAAAAGAUGAUUCCAAGGCGGUCCGUGCAGUAUCUGAACUGUUUGCCAUUACUGGUCCUCUUGCCCUGUUCGGUGGUCCGCGGCGCCUCCGAGACCACCAACGUGGAAUAUUACAAUGCUAUUGUGAAUGUAACGGGGCAGGAGCCCGGCAGCAAGUCCGUGCUGGACGGCGGGCGCUACGGGCUGGACUCGCCCGUGACGGAAGCCAAAGGGAUCGUGGUGACGCCUGUCAACAUCCUUGGAGCUCCGGACAGACAGGGUUGCGACUCGCACAUACGCUUCCCUGUGCCUCCGAACACCAAGCACUGGAUUGCUCUCCUGCAACGCGGAAAUUGCACAUUCAAAGAGAAAAUCCUCAGAGCCGCGUCCCAUAACGCCACCGCCGUGGUCAUCUAUAACAACAAUUCCAAUGAAGAUACUGUCACCAUGACUCAUCCAGGAACUGGAGAUAUCGUUGCCAUAAUGAUUUCGGAGUCUACGGGUCGAGAAAUCCUCAGUUAUGUGGAAAGGAACAUCUCUGUGCUUAUGGCAAUAGCAGUUGGGUCUCGAAGCCCAGCCAAAAACUUGAGCCGAGGUUCUUUGGUUUUCGUCUCCAUCUCUUUUAUCGUCCUGAUGAUUAUUUCUUCGGCUUGGUUGAUAUUUUACUUCAUACAGCGGAUCAGGUACACAAGCGCUCGAGAUCGGAACCAGAGACGACUUGGCGAUGCAGCAAAGAAAGCCAUCGGGAAGCUUACGACAAGGACGGUCAGAAAAGGCGAUAAGGAAACAGACCCAGAUUUCGACCACUGCGCUGUGUGUAUCGAGAGCUACAAGCAGAAUGACAUUGUGCGUGUCCUGCCAUGCAAGCAUGUCUUCCACAAGGUGUGCGUGGACCCGUGGCUCAGCGAGCACUGCACCUGUCCCAUGUGCAAGUUAAACAUUUUAAAGGCCUUGGGUAUUGUGACUAAUGUGCCAUGCAGCGAUAAUGUAGCAUUUGAUGUAGAGAGACUCACCAGGAGUCAACCAAGUUCACGAGGAACUGCACCAAGUGACCCAGUGGAUGAGGGAUCGUUGAUUCUAGAAUCCCUGCGCUCUUCUGCAAUAUCACAGCUCCCGCACGAGGGAGAGAUCACUCCAAGGACAGGAGAAAUCAACAUAGCUGUCACAACCUUUGGGCAUUGGAGUGAUGUGUUGGCCAUGCUGCUGAAAUUGCUGUCGAGAGUGACUCCCUCCCAUUUCCUUUGUCAACAGAAGAAUGGUUCAUUAUUGCCAGUUUUGGCCUUCUCAGCGCCCUUACGCUGUGCUACAUGAUCAUCAAAGCCACGGCUAACUUGUACGCCACAGAGUAGUCUGUUUUUCCACCGAAAUUCCCUGUCUCCACGAAGCUUGGGUUACGAAACAGAGCUGUCCACCAUUGAGCCAUCUCUCGACAUCUAUGACGAAAACAAGACAUGAGCCGUUUUCUUAAUCAGCCAUUCUAUCUGCUGCCCCUCUACCUCUUCUUGUACUCCCUUAUUCCCCCGUCCACUCACCUCAUUGUACAUUAACAACUCGUGCUGCCCAUUUUGUGUUGUGUCCCAAGUGAAGAGCCGAAAAACAAAGCACAGUAUCCCAUCCCCUCCUGCCAAAGAAUUGGCAGCUGCAACAUGGACAGGGGACACUCCGGUCUCUUGCUAAUAUGGUGCAUGAUGAAGCACAAAAAAACAUGGAGACUGCAGACCGUUGCAUUCCCACUUUUACCUCUUCUAGCUAUUUAUCUUUAUCAGUUCUUCAAUAAUAUCUGGAUGUCAGUGGAACAAUUAUUUUUCUUUAUGUCACGAUAUUCAAGAAGCUGCAGACUUUUUGCUGCUAUCAGUUCAUGGUUAAGUGCAUUUCUGGUUUCUUCAGUGUCGAUGGGAAGAAAAAACAUUUCUACAGCAGUUUUUCUGCUGCUGAAGGGCUGAUCCACAUUUGCCUUUGGAUUGUCUCUGAAUGGAGGGAACAGAGAACGUCUCAAUGCUUGCUUCUAGUCAAAAUUUUGGUUUUCCAUUUUGGUGGUACAGUGGUCGUUGCCAUUUAUUGGACAUAUGAGGGGUGUGGGAACAGGGGUCUUAAUAUUUAAUGGGUUCAUAAAUAUGCUUUUUCUGGUCGUCUUAUUGGUGGUAGGCAUUCUAAGCACCAGUUUACAGAAAUAACUAAAGAAAGUAAAAGAUUCAGCUUCAAUUCAACAUAGAUAAAGCCACCAAAAUGUUCACAGUGGCCUUCACGAUCUUCUCUAGAUGUUUGUUUUGCGUGAACAAAUUAUCAGUUAGAAUCUCAUGAGCCGAACCAUUGUUGUGCUAGAAAGUCUAUUGGCUUAAAAAGAGACCGGAGGGUUGGACACUUCUAGUAGGAGCGUGACUACACUGAACUUUCUCUUCUAGUAGACCUGUAGUGAUUGACUACUAUAUUUGGGCUUCUGACCAGUCUCCUAGUUCAGUAAUGGACAUUCUUCAGGUUACUGCUGUAACUUACUAACAAGUAUUCAGCUGUUCAUAUUUAAAAAAUAAUGGUCGGAAUAAAAAGUGAUCAUUAUACAUCAGCAAAACUUCCUGUUAUUGUGCUUUUUGUCAAUGUGACCGGGUUAAAAGGAAUCAAUAGAGCGAGUAAUCAAGGAAUAGCACCAACAUUCAUUGUGCGACAGACAGGACAGAAACGGGUCCUAAAGACAAAACAACUGGAACCACUGUCCACAGAGUAAUGGUAUAGUCUGGGAUGGGCAGAUUCACACUUGCUAGCCACAGGGCAGCAAAACUCUUGGUCCUUCUCCAGAUGUGUGUCACUUUAGAUGUGUUGGCCUCAGCAGCAACUCCCUGCACCAGUGUAGCAAUGACAUUUUCAAUAUCCCAAGAAGGUGCUGGCCUUAGCUCCUCACUAGGUCUACCUGAAGACAUGGCUGUCAUCAGGGCAUUACUGGCUGUACUGCUGUCAUGGGCCCAGGCCAAAUUAAGUCAUGGGAUCCAGUAGGUUCGGCAGUAUGAAGGACAGGAAUCUCUGAUGGCAGUCCUGUCUAAAGGACCUUCUAAGCAAAGGUAAUUCUAAUAUCCCAAGAAAGUGCUAGCGGCAGCAACAGCUCUUGACUCCAAUGAGAAUCUUACACAUGCAGUUUAAUUUUCUAGGUGCCGUAGUCAAUAGCGACUGCGGCAUCUAAGUGGUUAGACAAAAGGAUUUAUUACGAUUAAAUAAAUAAAAUUUAUAUAAAAGAAACAAAUUAUAACCCACCUGUCAGAAUUCCAUUUUUUAUAAAACAGCCCAUUAUAAAAUUCUGACUACCUGUAGCUAUCACCCAUUUGAUGUAUGCUGUAUAUAGCUGACUUCAUCAAGCUUUCCCUAGUGGUGGCUGACGGCAUUCAAUAUUGUAUUACUUUGUAUUAUGUAGUUAUCCAAGUUGCAGAUGUGGUAUAAGAAGUAAAAAAAAAAAUAUUACUAAGCUCUUUGACACUUUGGGUGUUCUGCUCUUUUUUUUUUUUUUUAACUAGUGGAUGCAGGUGACUAGCACAGCUAUUCAGUGGCCUUAGUGGUCAUAUUCUGUACUAUUGGCAUCAUGGAUCUCAUCGCUUAGCUGUCCACAUUGAAUCACCCUAGGAAAGGACCAGAUUUUUUUUCUUUAGUUGCUGAUCAUCUUUUUUUUUUUUUUUUGUCAAAAACUUGGAUACACCUUUAAAGAGAUUCUGUCAUUACUUUCAUACUGCCCGAACCAUGAGUAUUUGGGGCUGCCCCUGGCAGCUUUUCCCUUCCCCACCAGCUUUGAUUGAUAAAUCUGUUUGGGUAUAGGGAGAGAUCUAUUAAUCAAGGCCAACAGAGCAGGUAGAAGCCACUGGGAACUGCCCUGGUGACUUGUGGUUUAUGCAGCAUGAAAUUGAUGACCGGUUUAAGUGCUAUUUCUCACUAGGGAAUUUCCGAACGGAGAUAUUCUAGGCAGAGAUUCCGUCUGGAGCUAGGACCGCUGAGAGAUGCACUGUCUUAAUUGACAGCAGUUCAUUUCAGAGUUGAUUCCAUCGAAAGAAUGAACAUGUUCAUUCUUUCGGUGGAGUCUAUAAGUUCGGAAUUUGCGCUGUGGAAAUUCUGUAGUGUAAAUGGGGCAGCAGAAUUCUAUUAAAGCGGAACUCCAGUGGGAGAAAAUUUCAAAUCAACUAAUGCAAGAAAGAUUUGUAAAUUACUUCUAUUUACAUAUCUUAACCCUUCCAAUACUUUCCAGCUGCUGUGUAUACUACACAAUUUUCUCUGUAGUAUAUCUGAAGUUUCUUCCAGUCUGACCACAGUGCUCUCUGCUGACACCUCUGUCGAUGUCAGGAACUGUCCAGAGCAGGAGAGAAUUUCUAGAUUUCUUUAGGGAUUUGCUUCUAAUCUGGACAGUUUCUGACAUGGACAGAGGUGUCAGUAGAGAGCACUGUUGUUAGACUGGAAAGAACUGCACAAUUUUCUCGGAAGUAUACAGCAGCUCAGAAGUACUGGAAGGGAUAAGAUUCUUUAAUAGAAGUAAUUUACAAAUCUGUUUAACUUUCUGGCACCAGUUGAUUUGAAAACAUUUGUUUUCCACUUGUUUCCACAAUUGUGUUGCACCUUCUCCCUGUUUCCCUGUGUCUGGUUAACUAAAUGCACCACAACAUCAAGGACAUCCCGACCACCAGCACACAGCACACUGGGACGCACCACUGGGAAUUCCCACCACUGUACCAACGUGCAGCCCUCCAUUGUCAAAAGUAGUUCACGCCUAGGGCCGGGUUACACUGGGACUGCCACACCACUUGCAGCAACGUUGACCUAUGAGGAGCAUUACUAGUCCCAGCAUACAACCCCCUAGAUUGCCACAUAUCCAUAGUGUGAACCCAGCCUUAAACUCCCUAAAGCCCUAUCCAGAUUUCCACGCCAAAAUUGGUGGUCUCUCAUACAGAAAGAGCAUUUUCAUCUUUAUUAGGUAACCUAGACAUCGAACAAGUUAAAUCAGGAACCUAUAACUAGUCAACCUACCGGAAUGUGGCUCUGAGCUAUUAUUACUAAUUAGCCUUGAAAUUCUUGUUGUCAAAAGGUUUUUGGCCUCUUUAUAGAGCCAUUCAGCUUUCAUACCCUGUUAAUUCUUGAAGGUCCCAGGAUCGGUAACCAUUGAAAACUGAAGAAGUUGACAUAAUUACCUGGUAUCUUGGCUUUUCUGGAAUAAAGGCCAUUUUCACAGCUCCUUGUAUCAGCAUGACUGGUAACUACUGUGAAAAAGAUACAGGUCUGGAUAAUUGCAGGGCCGGGAUUUUCAGCUGUAGCUUAGCUAAAAUUACCAGGAGAAUGUCUAAUAAUUCACAGCUUAACCCUACGCAGCCUAGACAUUUGUAUCUGUGUGAGGUGGUAAAGAACUCUGUGGUAAGAUGUCUGCAGCAGAGCUCGCCUGUGUAGAUGCCUGCUACUUGAUCAGCAAUAUUCAUAUGAGUAUUAAAAUGUCACCUUUUCAUUGG